This is a messenger RNA of Saitoella complicata NRRL Y-17804, 653 nucleotides long. RefSeq lists its product as uncharacterized. Gene Ontology annotation, biological process: vesicle budding from membrane; late endosome to vacuole transport via multivesicular body sorting pathway. The transcript is spliced from 5 exons. The record is from RefSeq and is a predicted model, not a curated record. Bases 39 to 653 code for a protein of 204 amino acids. NCBI's taxonomy places the organism in Eukaryota, Fungi, Ascomycota, Saitoellomycetes, Saitoellales, Saitoellaceae. Gene Ontology annotation, cellular component: multivesicular body; ESCRT III complex.
AUUCACCUUCAGCUCGAUCUCAUAAUAAGCACACAGCCAUGGGCAACACGUCUUCGGCACGGCGGGUCACUCCACAGGAUCGUGCGAUUCUCGAUAUGAAACUGCAGCGGGACAAACUUAAGCAGUACCAGAAGCGAAUACAAGUCGUACUCGAUCGGGAACGAGCCAUUGCCAAGGAAUGUCUUCUUAAAGGCGAUAAAAGAAGAGCGUUACUUGCCCUAAGGCAGAGGAAGUAUCAGGAGCAGUUACUAGUCAAGACGGAUGCGCAGCUGGAGACCUUAGAACAAUUGACAAGUUCGAUUGAAUUCGCGUUGGUCGAGAAGGACGUGCUGUAUGGACUGAAGCAAGGGAACAUGGUGCUCAAGGAAAUCCACAAGGAGAUGAACCUAGAGGCCGUGGAAAAGCUCAUGGACGAAACCGCCGACGCAAUCGCAUAUCAGAAGGAAAUUGACGAGGUACUGUCUACCCGAAUAACAAACGCAGAAGAGGAGGAUGUCCUGGAAGAACUCAAAGAACUACAACGGGAAGCUGCUGCUGCCGAAAAUCUAGAUAAGGUGGAGCGCCUUCCUAAGGCACCGACAGCUGAGAUGCCCGAGACACAGCCGGAGGAGGUUGAAGAAAGAAGCCGGUCUGCGGAAGCUAUUCUUGCUUGA